AUAAACGUCAAUUUUGCUCCAGAGUUUUCGUUACCUCCUAGCUUUUUGAUUUUUUUUUUUUAAAUAAACAUUAUCUUUUCGCAUUAUUAUAAAGUUAUUAUUCUUAUUAUUAUUCGUACUACUUUUUUUUUUUUUGAAUAUGGUGAUAAAAUGUUAGCUGAAACGGUUUCUCGAGAACCAACCAGAAACUAAUAAGUACGGGAGCUUGAGAUUCACAGGGUUUGUAAGAGAAAAUGGCUACGAUUCGGAGAAGAAAAGCUGCGGAGAGCAGUGAGAUUAUCAAAGAAGAGGAAGAACAAGAAGACGAAGUAGAAAAUGAUGAUAAAAAGAAAAAGCAAACAGGAAAGGUACAUAAAGCGAAAAAGAAGAGUGAGAGUAAGAAUAAGAACAAGUGGUCUUGUGUGGAUAGUUGCUGUUGGUUCAUUGGGUGCAUCUGUACAGUUUGGUGGGUUUUGCUGUUCUUGUACAAUACCAUGCCGGCUUCGUUUCCCCAGUACGUGACGGAGGCCAUAACCGGUCCCUUGCCGGACCCGCCCGGUGUUAAAUUGAAGAAAGAAGGAGUCAGCGCGAAGCACCCUGUGGUGUUUGUGCCGGGGAUUGUGACCGGUGGGCUUGAAUUGUGGGAGGGUCAUCAUUGUGCAGAUGGACUUUUUCGGAAGCGCCUUUGGGGUGGUACGUUUGGAGAAGUCUAUAAGAGACCUUUUUGCUGGAUGGAACAUAUGUCAUUGGACAAUGAAACUGGGUUAGAUCCCUCUGGUAUAAGGGUCAGGCCUGUCACUGGACUCGUGGCUGCUGAUUACUUUGCUCCAGGGUAUUUUGUGUGGGCAGUUCUGAUUGCUAAUUUGGCUCGUGUUGGUUACGAGGAGAAGAACAUGUAUAUGGCUGCAUAUGAUUGGAGAAUCUCAUUUCAGAAUACUGAGGUAAGAGAUCAGACCCUAAGCCGGAUAAAGAGUAACAUAGAAUUGAUGGUGGCUACUAAUGGUGGGAACAAGGCGGUUAUAUUACCACAUUCAAUGGGCGUCUUAUACUUUUUGCACUUUAUGAAAUGGGUUGAGGCUCCAGCUCCAAUGGGUGGUGGGGGAGGACCAGACUGGUGUUCGAAACAUAUAAAGGCAGUGAUGAACAUUGGUGGACCCUUUUUGGGUGUCCCAAAAGCUGUUGCUGGUCUUUUUUCUUCUGAAGCCAAGGAUGUUGCAGUUGCCAGGGCUAUUGCACCUGGUUUUUUGGAUAAUGAUAUAUUUCGCCUUCAAACUUUGCAACAUGCGAUGAAGAUGACUCGCACCUGGGAUUCAACAAUGUCAAUGAUACCAAAAGGUGGGGAUACUAUAUGGGGGGGUCUUGAUUGGUCGCCUGAGGAUUGCUAUAAUCAUAAAGAAAGUAAAAAAAACAAUGACACCCAGAUUUCAAGCGAACAGGGGGCUGAAAAAUUGUUAUCUCAAUCAAAAACUGCUAAUUAUGGAAGAAUUAUAUCAUUUGGAAAAGAAGUAGCAGAAGCACCUUCGUCUGAGAUAGAGAGAAUUGAUUUUCGGGAUGCAAUCAAGGGGAAUAAUAUUGCAAAUAGUACCUGUCGUGAUGUGUGGACUGAAUAUCACGACAUGGGGAUAGAGGGAAUCAGAGCUGUUGCAGAAUAUAAGGUGUACGCAGCCCAAGAUGUUUUGGACCUACUUCAUUUUGUUGCCCCGAAAAUGAUGGCGCGAGGUGGUGCUCACUUUUCUUUUGGCAUUGCUGACAAUUUGGAUGAUCCAAUGUACGAUCAUUACAAAUAUUGGUCCAACCCACUGGAAACUAAAUUGCCGAAUGCUCCUGAUAUGGAAAUUUUUUCUCUUUAUGGAGUUGGAAUACCAACAGAAAGAUCCUACGUUUAUAAGCUAUCUCAUUCAGCUGAGUGCUACAUUCCAUUUCAAAUAGAAACUAAGGCUAAUGAUGAAGAGAGCUGUUUGAAAGACGGGGUGUAUUCUGUAGAUGGGGAUGAGACCGUGCCUGUUUUAAGUGCAGGUUUCAUGUGCACUAAAGGUUGGCGGGGAAAGACCAGAUUCAACCCUUCAGGGAUCAGAACAUAUGUAAGAGAGUAUGAUCACUCCCCUCCGUCCAAUCUGCUUGAGGGUAGGGGUACUCAAAGUGGUGCUCAUGUUGACAUAAUGGGAAAUUUCGCUAUGAUUGAGGAUGUCAUAAGAGUGGCAACUGGUGCUUCUGGAAAGGAUUUGGGUGGCGAUCAAGUCCACUCGGACAUUUUUAAAUGGUCUGAGAAGAUCAACUUACGUCUAUAAUUUAGGUGAGUGCAGACUUUGCUCCAAGAGAUAAUCACGUUGUGUUUUGCUAAGAAUACGAAUUUAUACUCGACCAUCCUGAAUAAUAGAGUUAGGGAGGGAGAGAAGAUUUUCCCUGUUCUUUUUUAUGUAAGAAGAUUGCCCGAUUCGGACUGGUUCGACUGGACGCUCUGAAAGGCAAAGGCGUGCUUUUGAGGUAUCUCUAAUGGUUAUUUAUUUUCUUAGCUUGAUUUGAUUAUUGAGAGGUUUCCUAUAACAGUUUUUGUCUAGGAAGCUAACAACAUAAAUUCAUUACCUCUUGCUGUAUGCAAUGCAAGUGUAUAAGUAAAUUUAUGGCAGUGUGCAAUAUAAGCAAGCACCCAACCAAUUCUGUAAAGUUUUGCCAUAAUUAUAUAACAUUAUGUACUUAAUCAACAAACUUCUAAAUUUGAAGUUGUUGAUUUUUAGAUCAUUAUUUAUGUUAUUUUUUGUUGACUUGAAA
Messenger RNA from Humulus lupulus (European hop), 2748 nucleotides. Its product is annotated as phospholipid:diacylglycerol acyltransferase 1-like. NCBI's taxonomy places the organism in Eukaryota, Viridiplantae, Streptophyta, Magnoliopsida, Rosales, Cannabaceae. The transcript is spliced from 7 exons. Gene Ontology annotation, cellular component: cytoplasm. The coding region runs from base 234 to 2267 and encodes 677 amino acids. The record is from RefSeq and is a predicted model, not a curated record. Gene Ontology annotation, biological process: lipid metabolic process.